Messenger RNA from Metopolophium dirhodum (rose-grain aphid), 1227 nucleotides. RefSeq names its product zinc finger MYM-type protein 1-like. Bases 1 to 1227 code for a protein of 408 amino acids. The transcript has a single exon. Lineage: Eukaryota; Metazoa; Arthropoda; Insecta; Hemiptera; Aphididae. The record is from RefSeq and is a predicted model, not a curated record.
AUGACAUCACAAUCUUCAUUACUACAUUUUUUAAUAAAAAAAACCGCUGUGUCCAAGCCUAAUCAUAGUGAUGACAUUCCUUGUUCAUCAAAUAUUACGAAUAACGCCGAAAUUGAAAGUAAUACUGAUACAACUAAUUUAACUGAAUUAACUGAAAUGUAUGAUAUUGGUUCAUAUAUUAGUACAAGAAUAUCUGACGAUAAACUUAAGUAUGAUUUAUUGAAAAAACUAUGGCAGCCUCAUACUUCAUACAACUUUCCAGUAGUUUCAAAAAGAAAAUUGAAAUUUCAGUUAUCUUGGAUUACUCGUUUUUCCUGGUUAGUAUAUUCGAAAAAACUAGAAGGUGCGUUUUGUAAAAUGUGUGUAUUAUUUUCAAAUGAAACAUCGGGAAAUGGUAACUCUGUAAAUGUCGGUGCAUUAGUUAAUAAACCAUUUAUUAACUGGAAAAAUGCUCUCGAAUGUUUUACAACGCAUUCAAAUACUGACUAUCAUAAAUUGUCAACGUUAAGAGCGGUUGAGUUUGUUAAAAUAAUAGAAAAUAAAACAUUUGAUGUAGCUACACAAGUACAUUCUUUUAAAAAAGCUCAAGUUAUCGAAAAUCGCUUAAAAUUAAUUCCAAUAAUAGAAACUAUUAUUUUUUGCGGUCGUCUAGAGUUAGUAAUGAGAGGUCACGACGAUAGUGGGCCUAUUUUUAAUUGCGAAAAAGAUAAUAAUGACGGUAACUUUCGAGCUUUGUUAAGAUAUCGAGCAUUAAGUGGUGAUUUAACACUAAAAAAUCAUUUGAUGAAUUCAUCGGGGAAAUCGGUUUACAUUAGUCCCAUAAUUCAAAAUGAAAUAAUACAAAUAUGCGGUUCUCUAAUUCAAAAAGAAAUUGUGUUGAAAGUAAACCAAUCAAAAUUUUUUUCUAUUUUGGCAGAUGAAACUUGUGAUAUAUCUCGCAUUGAACAAAUGUCUUUGUGUGUAAGAUAUAUUGAUAAUGGUUUUAUUAGAGAAGACUUUUUAGAAUUUGUUCCUAUUUAUGAUGCUAGUGGAAAAGGAAUGGCACAUACAAUUAUACGAGAAAUUGGAAAACUAGGACUUAAAAUAGAAAAUUUAAUCGGUCAAGGUUAUGAUGGGGCGAGUGCAAUGAGUGGCUUGUAUAGUGGUGUCCAAAAGUAUAUUAGAGAUGAAAUACCACACGCGCUUUACGUUCACUGCGCGGCUCAUUCACUCAAUUCAGCAAUAUGA